Molecule: messenger RNA, 2149 nt
Organism: Aspergillus costaricaensis CBS 115574
Lineage: Eukaryota; Fungi; Ascomycota; Eurotiomycetes; Eurotiales; Aspergillaceae
Product: RBR-type E3 ubiquitin transferase
Exons: 1
Coding region: 232-2064 (610 amino acids)
Biological process (GO): ubiquitin-dependent protein catabolic process; protein polyubiquitination; positive regulation of proteasomal ubiquitin-dependent protein catabolic process
Cellular component (GO): cytoplasm; ubiquitin ligase complex
Molecular function (GO): zinc ion binding; ubiquitin protein ligase activity; ubiquitin conjugating enzyme binding
Source: RefSeq, a predicted model, not a curated record
CCUCACCGCUUUUAACCUUUUUUUCACUUCGAUUGCCUCCCAGGGGAAUGAAUAUUAUAGAAAGAUCGGAACAGUGACACUACCCGGGGUAUACUGCGGCCAUACCGUUUCGGCCUCGCUUCGCCGUCAGGCCUUCCUUGCCACCCAACACAUCCGACAAUUUGCGUCGAUCAGCUGGGAGGAUUUCGAGGCUAUUGAUUCAUUCCUUACACUGCGGCGGAUUGUUUCACCAUGACAGAGCUGGACUCGUUUCCAGAAGAUGAGCGCUCGGUGGAGUUAUCAUCCAUUGCCGCCAUCUACCCAGAGAUCAAGUUAGAUCCGUCCUCGCCAUUCAAAGCAUCCCUCACUUUACCGGUUAAGCCGUCUGCUCCCCUGCGUGUCUGCUUCCAGCAACAAUCUGAGACAGAGUUCCCCGCCGUCCUAACUCCCCCCACCUCCGUUGAUGCCAACGAUCCCGGCUUUUCUUUCAAGACAGGUGACCAUAAUUCCGCUAGCCUCAAUCGCGAUAUUCAUACACUCUCACAUCUCCCACCCCUCUGCCUCGAAAUCGAGCUCCCCCAAGGUUACCCUACCGAAGAAGCGCCCAUCUUCAGGCUCGAAACAAGCCCUCCGUGGUUGCCACCUUCCAUAUUACUGGGUCUUUUGGAUGACGGAAAACGUCUUUGGGAGGAAUGUGGCAAGGAUCUCGUGGUAUAUACAUAUAUUGACCAUCUUCAGCAACUGGGGGAGUCGGCUUUUGGGGUUGGCGACAUAUCCGGUGGCGAAGUUCAACUUCCCCGUGAGUUAAAGAUCGCAUUGCUGGACUUCAACAACAAAGCCGAACGGGAAAGGUUCGAAGAGGAGACCUUUGAAUGUGGAGUCUGUCUCGAACCCAAGAAGGGCACGAUUUGCCACCGACUCGUGCUUUGUGGGCAUGUCUUUUGCGUGCCAUGCCUUCAAGACUUUUACAACACUUGUAUAACGGAAGGCGAUGUCGAAGGUGUCAAGUGCUUGGCUCCUGGCUGUGGUAAAGAACCAAACAGUGCCUCUUCCACCGAUGCCCGCCCGAAGAAACGCAAAAAGCAAGAUCGAACCCUGAGCCCCAGCGAGCUCCUUCAGAUCCCAUUGGAACAAGAGACAGUGCAGCGUUAUGUUUUCUUGAAACGGAAGAAGAAGCUCGAGGCCGACAAGUCGACUGUGUAUUGCCCACGGCAGUGGUGUCAAGGAGCUGCGCGAUCCAAGAGGCACCCCAAGCCCGUGGAUCCAAUGACAGACGACCUCGACGCCUCCGAUGAUGAAGAUGAAGAGGGACCCGUGUUCGACCCCCUAGGGGAGGAAGCUCAGCUGCCACCAAUGUCCGAGCGUGUGGCCAUCUGCGAAGAUUGCAACUAUGCCUUCUGUUGUGUUUGCAAGAAGGGCUGGCACGGCGAACUGGUACGGUGCUUUCCUCGCCGCGAGGCAGAGCUCUCCGCCGAGGAGAAAGCAACGGAGGAGUAUCUGCGUAUGUACACCUCGGCAUGUCCGACAUGCGAUGCUCCAUGCCAGAAGCAAAUGGGUUGCAACCAUAUGAAAUGCUUCAAAUGUGACACCCACUUCUGCUAUCUCUGCUCUAGCUGGCUCUGCGAAGACAACCCCUACCGCCAUUUCAACGACAUCAACAGUGGAUGCUUCAACCGGCUGUGGGAUCUGGAAGGUGGCGACGGCAUCAACCCCGAUGGAGCCGCAGCCUUGCAUCGUGUUCCCGACGAACUGCUCGAUUUCGACGAUGGCAGCGACGACGAAGACCUCGUAGCUUGGGAGCUCGGCAGACGACCUCCACCCCCUGCUCCUGUCCCUCCAAGAGUCAACAACGGCGCAGCCGGGGGCAAUCGCCAUCGUGGAAACAACGCCAACGAUCUCGACGCCGCAGGCCGAGCAGCCGCCGCCGAAAGACAAGCUCAAGCACGAGCAAUGGCCGAGGUUCGCCGUGGUCCAGAUGGCGAGCCUCCCCAAGUCAGACGCCCGGGACUCCAGAGGUUUCUGGACCUGGUCUUGAAUGACCGGGAAGACGAAUGGGACAGUGACGAGCUAGAUGAUGAUUUCUAGCAACGCCCCCAUCAUUUCCACGGAUUUAACUAUAACGGAACCCCCUCCCCACGUCUAAACCUCUUUCUGGUAUCUAUACUUCCUU